AUGGCUUUCACCGCUCCAGCUUUAACGACACCUGCCCGGUGCAGGGCAGAUUUCUCUUUGAUCCCAAUUGGAUCUGCCACUCCAUCCUUUUCCCAGCAAAUUACCGACAUCCAGCGACUCCUCCAAGACUCGGGGUUGACAUUCGUCACACAUACUACUGGCACGACGAUCGAAGGUACAUGGGACCAGGUUGUCCAGGUAAUUGGGCUGGCACACACACUCACCCAUCAGCAAGGAAUUGCCAGAGUCCAGACAGACAUUCGUAUUGAAACUAGAACGGACAAAGUCCAACAACCCGUUGGAGGAACAGUAGCAUCAGUGGAAAGAGUUUUCGCUGGUUCUACUUAG
Molecule: messenger RNA, 348 nt
Organism: Penicillium cataractarum
Lineage: Eukaryota; Fungi; Ascomycota; Eurotiomycetes; Eurotiales; Aspergillaceae
Product: thiamine-binding protein
Exons: 4
Coding region: 1-348 (115 amino acids)
Cellular component (GO): cytosol
Source: RefSeq, a predicted model, not a curated record